This is a messenger RNA of Kazachstania africana CBS 2517, 333 nucleotides long. It is a transcript of the gene SDC1, whose product is annotated as Sdc1p. Bases 1 to 333 code for a protein of 110 amino acids. The record is from RefSeq and is a predicted model, not a curated record. The transcript has a single exon. Lineage: Eukaryota; Fungi; Ascomycota; Saccharomycetes; Saccharomycetales; Saccharomycetaceae.
AUGGAACAUAAUGAGGAUAAUAAACCGGAAAUUCUGCAGCCUGGAAGUCCAGCUUUGACUGCAAGAGAUAUUACAGAGAAUAGAGGAGAAUCUGAAUUGAUAGCGAGAGACUCUACACCAAUAACAACAUCGACGACGACUGCUACAACGAGUAACGUUAAGCCAUCGAUAGCUGACGUCGUUGGUGGAUCACAAACGAGAAGAUACUUAAAUGACAAGGUGACUCCUUACCUUUUAGACGGUAUGAGGCUAAUUGCCGUGGAACAACCUGAGGACCCAUUAAAAAGAUUAGGCGAAUAUUUAAUUGAACAAAGUGAAAAGAUAAAUAAAUAA